GGAGCCCUGCGCAAAUUGUGUGUCGUCUUCUUCUCCCAUCAUUAACGUACGUAAGUUCUUUCCACUCUCCAGUUCGUCAGGUCAGGUGGUGAGUGACGAUGCAUCAGCUCGGGAGCGGCCUCUACGUCUCGGGCCCCCUUCCUCCGUCGCCGCCGCCGCCGCCGCCGCCGCGCGAGCGCCGCCGCCUCUCCGCGGGAUCCUCGUCGCCCUCCUCCUCGCUCGCCCCGUACACCGGCGGCGACGGUCCCCUCUCCGGCGACCUCGCCCGCAUGUUCCCCUCCCCGCAUUCCUCCCCCCAUCUCCGCCCCCCGCCGCCGCCGCCGGCGGCCUCCUCCCCCCGUCUCCCGCAGUCCGGCCUCGUCGUCGGCCCCCCUCGUCCCUCGCCGCCGCCGUCGCCGGAGCCGAGCACCAGGAAUCCGCCGGCCGGGCCGCAGAAGAGCGAGUUCGCGUCGGGGAUUCCGAUCUGGUGCUGCUUUCUGGCGGCUGCCGCCGUCGCCGCCGGAAUCGGGAUCGGGGUGUUCGUCCUCGUGUCGGCGCGGAGGCUGGAGGUGCUGGCGGCGGCUUCGGCGGUGGCCGCGGCGGUCGGGGUGGUAGGGGUCUGGAAUUGGUGGAGCAGAGCGAGGGAGGCGGAGGGGUUCUUUCGCCGCUUCCCGGAUUCGAGCGUCGGUCGGGGUAGCCUCCCGGUUGGCGAGCUUGUUAAAAUCAGCGGGCAAGUCACUUGUGGACAUGUUCCUCUUGUAACGUCCUAUCAGGAUGUCUCUAGGUGCAUAUUUACAUCUAGUGAACUCUAUGAAUACCGAGGAUGGAGCGGCGCGCCUGCUAAUCCCAAUCAUAGGCGUUUCACAUGGGGAUUACGACAUUCAGAGAGAAAUGUGGCGAAUUUCUAUAUAUCUGACCACGGUUCCGGAACAAGGUUUCUCGUGAGGGCAGGAGAUGGUGCCAAAGUUACUCACUUUGUCAAAUCCAAAACUAUAGACAUAAACAAGGGAAAGCGAGAGCUAACUCCCAACUUCAUCAAUUGGUUGGCAGAUAAUAAUCUUUCCAUUGGUGAUCAACUAUUGCGACUAAAAGAAGGGUUCAUCAAAGAAGGGGACACUGCAAGUGUAAUCGGUAUCUUGAGGAGGCAUCACCCAUACGACAUAAUCGAUCCACCUCACGGUAAGGUCUCGACUGGGUGUCAAUGGACGAGAUGCUUGUUUCCGGUGCUUGUCGAGGGCCUCAUCCUCAUAGGAGAUGAAAAUCCCGAAGACGAGGUUGUGUACCUGGCAUGAUGGUGCUGUUGCGGCUUGUCCCUUGAUCUCAGUUUGCUGAUUGAUUGUUUUAUCUACUGUUUUUUGUGUACAUGCAGGGGUAAAAUGGGUUGUACAGGCUAUAGCGUAGCUUUAUAGUUUGUAGAUAUCAAUGUAUAGAUUGUACAUAGUAUAUCAUAGAAUCAUAGAUUAGAUCAUAUAAUCAGAUCCAAAUAGAUGGGAGGAAGCAAUAAAUGAUAGCAGGAUGGAUGCUGAGUUGCUAUUUGGAUUUACUUGCCAAGGAUUGUGGAAUUUUAAACUACACCAACUUGGACUGAUGUAUCAUUUACCUUACUUUUUAUAAUAGCCAUUAAUAAUUUUAUAAUAGCAAA
Messenger RNA from Ananas comosus (pineapple), 1621 nucleotides. RefSeq lists its product as uncharacterized. The coding region runs from base 99 to 1271 and encodes 390 amino acids. The transcript has 4 exons. The record is from RefSeq and is a predicted model, not a curated record. Lineage: Eukaryota; Viridiplantae; Streptophyta; Magnoliopsida; Poales; Bromeliaceae.